Molecule: messenger RNA, 1621 nt
Organism: Penaeus monodon (black tiger shrimp)
Lineage: Eukaryota; Metazoa; Arthropoda; Malacostraca; Decapoda; Penaeidae
Gene: ppan
Product: protein Peter pan-like
Exons: 9
Coding region: 98-1510 (470 amino acids)
Biological process (GO): ribosomal large subunit assembly; rRNA processing
Cellular component (GO): preribosome, large subunit precursor
Molecular function (GO): rRNA binding
Source: RefSeq, a predicted model, not a curated record
CCUCACGUGUUGUUGUGAUCCUGCCACCAGCAAAACGAGACAACACGAUACAUGAAUUAAAUACCUUAAUAAAGAAGGAAGAAGAAGAGACAGCGUGAUGGCGAAGAAGAAACGUGGACAAGCAAAAAAUAACCAGGCUAAUGCCAAGAGUAAAGAAUAUGAAAGGCCAAAGGAGCCCCAGUGCCUGGUCUUCCCACAGGGGCCAGUCAUGAAAGAAGUACAGAUACUUGCAGAUGAUUUCCGCAAAAUUCUGCAGCCAAACUCACUUGGUUGGUUAAAGAAAGGUAAAAUCAGAGACAUUUUGUCAGUAUGCAGGCCAAUGAAUUUUACACACAUGGUUUUGUUUUCUCAAACUGAAAGAGGCAUCUACAUGAAGUUCUGCCGUUUACCUCAAGGGCCAACAGUAACAUUUAAGUUAAAGUCUUUCUCCAAUGCACAUGAUAUCAUGUCACUGUUGAAAAAGCAGCCUUGCCUUGUGCCACAUUUCCUUGUGGGUCCAUGCCUCAUGACCAACCUACAGCUCGAGGAAGGAGAGGCACACCUGAAGCUCUGUGCCAGGAUGUUCCUUGAUAUGUUCCCCACCAUCACACCAAACACGGCCAAAACUGAUGCAAUUCGACGCUGCUGCCUCAUCCACUAUGACGCAGAGACAGAACUCUUUGAAUUCCGACACUAUGCCAUUCGCGUUGUUCCCCUGGGAUUGUCGAAAGCCGUCAAAAAACUUUCCAAAGGGAAAGUGCCCAACCUAAGCAAGUUCUCAGACAUGUCGGAGUUCAUGACAAAGGCGGGAAUGCUGUCAGAGAGCGAAGCGGAAGAUGACCCUGCCAGCGAGGUGACACUGAGUGAAAGCAAGCAGACUGGCGAAGAAAAGAAAGAGUCGAAGAAGUCAGCAGUCCGACUGAUAGAGCUGGGCCCUAGAGUAUCCGUGGAGUUGUGGAAGGUGGAAGAGGGGCUACUGGAUGGCUUAGUUCUAUACCAUCGCAUCAUUAAAAGAACGCCAGAGGAGAAGCUGGAGUUGGAGAAGCGCAGAGAAAUGACAAAGCAAGUAAGAGAGCAGCGAAAGAGAGAACAAGAGCGCAAUAUCAGAGCCAAGAUGAAGAGAAUUGAGGAGCACAGGCAGAAGUGCCUCAAUGGUAUGAGGGAGAAGCCCAAACUGGAGAACAAUGAUGAUAACGAAGAGGACAAUGAUGUGGAAUAUUUCAGGGAGGAGGUUGGCGAGGAGCCUGACGAGGCUUUGUUUGACAAAAAGCGGACUGGCAAGAAGCGCAAGAUAGAGGCAGAAGAAAGGACCCAGAAGAAGGUUAAGAAAUUCCAAGAGAAGAAAAUGCCAAGGGCCCACUAUGACAGUGAUGAUGAUGGUGACGGCCGCAGUCGUGGGAAGGCUAAGCACAAAGAAGGUGGAAAGCAUGGAAAAGGAAAGGGGAAGGUUGGUUUCAAAACACAUGAAAAGAUCAGGAAAGCAAAACCAACUGGUAUGAAAAUGAAGAAAAAGGGCUUCAAGAGGAAAUAACUGCAUGGUUGACCUUUACAGACAUUUCUUAAGGGCAAGACAUUAAUCUUGAUGAAUGUUAUCUUGUAUCUAACAAAUGUGAGAUUUUGUUAAUAAAUUAUAUAUUCCUAA